Phycomyces blakesleeanus NRRL 1555(-) is the source of this 1032-nucleotide messenger RNA. RefSeq lists its product as hypothetical. NCBI's taxonomy places the organism in Eukaryota, Fungi, Mucoromycota, Mucoromycetes, Mucorales, Phycomycetaceae. The coding region runs from base 8 to 868 and encodes 286 amino acids. Gene Ontology annotation, biological process: mRNA export from nucleus. The transcript is spliced from 6 exons. The record is from RefSeq and is a predicted model, not a curated record. Gene Ontology annotation, cellular component: nucleus. Gene Ontology annotation, molecular function: mRNA binding.
UUACAAAAUGGGAAUUCAGUUGGAUAGAGCUCUUGAUGAAGUCAUCAAGGAACGUACAUACGAAAGAUCUGGUGGAAACAGAAACCAAGAUAGAUUUUCGUCUGGCGGUAUCCGCAAAAGAACUGCCGGUCCUGGUUCUUCACGCAUCGUACAAUCGUUUGUUCGAACUGUUCAAUUAAGAGACAGCCCCUCUAGCAACGACCGGACCGUCAACCAGCAGUGGAAACACGAUCUCUUUGAAGACAAUCGCUCUAAUGGUUAUAGCAAUAACGAAAAUAGAUCCAUUACGUCUCGGUUAGGUGGAAAUUCUGCUGCAAGAUCAGUAGAAAGUAAUGAGAUUACUAUUGAGAAUCUUCACUACAACGUUACGGAGGCCGAUCUCCAAGAAUUGUUCAGAGCAGUUGGUCAGGUUGAACGUACACGUAUUCAAUUUGAUCGCUCUGGCAGAUCUACAGGUACAGCCACUAUUCGUUUCUCCAACAGCGCAGACACGCAUAAGGCUAUUGAAAAAUAUAACAACCUUGAGCUCGAUGGUCAAGCAAUGCAUAUUGUGAUUGCACCACUACGCACUAGCCGCCCCAAAGUCUCAAAUGGACGCCAGAAUUUCCGAAGCUACACAACCGAUCGUGGAGACCGUAAUAAUCGUGGAGACAGGAAUGACCACGGCCGUGGAGGACGCGGGGGACGUGGAGGACGUGGAGGACGUGGAGACGGUAACCGCGGAGGGCGCGGAGAAAACAGUCGAGGUGCCAGAGGCGAGGGCCAAAGAAAGGCUAAGAGCGCAACAGAGCUUGAUGAAGAAAUGGAGGCUUAUAUGAAGACAACAGAAAAGACCAUUAACGAAGAUGUCGAUAUGGCUUUGGACUAAAGCGAGAGAAAGAAAAAAAAUAAUACAGCCAUGGGCCUUGGCUGCCUUACAUGAAAUCAUUGGUGUAACCUGCUCAAUCACAUUCUGUUGCUUACCAGUGUGCUUUUUUUUUUUACAAAUGCUCUUUUUGUCAUUUGAUUAAACUUCAUGUUAUCGGCUCAUUC